Molecule: messenger RNA, 2096 nt
Organism: Theobroma umbraticum
Lineage: Eukaryota; Viridiplantae; Streptophyta; Magnoliopsida; Malvales; Malvaceae
Source: RefSeq, a predicted model, not a curated record
AUCCCAAUAGCGGGAACAAGACGGAAAACUGCCUAAACCUCGGGACUGUUUCCGGCCAAACAAGAAAUUCAAAUGGAGCUUCAUUUUGAGUGCACAGAUUUGAGCAUCUGGAAAGAAGCUAUCUCCUCUUACAAAUCUCGAAUCGAAUCUCUAGACAAGCAGAACCUAGUUUCUCUCGACGAAUUUUACCGCAACGAACUCCCCCCUCGUCUCCACCAACGAAACCCUAACGCAUUCAUAACAACCUCCGAACUCUCCCGCCUCAUGAAAUGGAAGCUCACUCGCGGCAAAUGGAGGCCGCGUUUGUUAGAUUUCGUUUCCUCUUUGGACGACUCUUUAGUAAAAUCUGCUUCGCAGAAGGCUUUCCAAUCGCUUCCCGACAUCUCCAAAGCCGUCUCCGAGCUUACUGUUUUGAAAGGAGUGGGCCCCGCUACUGCCUCGGCUGUUCUCGCUGCUUACGCUCCUGAAACGGCGCCGUUUAUGUCCGACGAGGCUAUGGAGGCUGCUCUUGGAAACUCAAAAGAUUAUUCGUUAAAGCAGUAUUUGUUAUUUGUGGAUAAAAUACAGAGCAAAUCUAAGAAAUCUAUUUUAGUUCCAUGAAGAGAUCGCAGCAGUAUAAUCACUCAAUUAUUUGAUAAUGGUGAGCAUAUCUGUCGCAUUUUGGUGCAUUUGAUGUGCAAUUUAUUUCUUUUUGUAAUAUUAACUUAGUUUCUUGAUUGAGGACUGCUAUAGAUGGUCCCCUAGAAAUGCUGUUUUCAUGCAAAGAAUUACUUGUCAAGAAAAAGCACUGAAUGAAUAUUUCUAUGUUUUCGUUUCAUGGUCCCCAAAGUUGCAUUGGAAGUUUGUCUCCGCCCUUGUCUAUGAGCUGUUUAGUACAAUUUAAAGAAUGUGGAGUGAUGACUGGCUAUCUUCUGAUUAUGUUUUGCAUAUAUUAGCAUGUAUUAUUUUCCUUUGGCUAAAUUUCUUUCAUUUUCAUGAUGUGAAGUUCAUUUCUAUUUUAUAUAGCUUAUUUUGAUUGAGCACCACUGUGCAUGGAUACCCUGAAAAAAGGUGUUUUCAAAGGAAAAUUACUUGACAAGAACUACAAGUCUAAAACUUAGUUUGGGACCACGAGGGAUUUUUCUUUCUUUCUUUUAAUAUCUUUUAGUCCUUUUUUCUGAUGUUAAUGGCUGAUCUAGGAUCAUUUUGUACCGUUCAGGAGCUUCAUCUUAUACUUGUUAAAUUUGUAGCUUUCUAAUGAUAGUGGUGAUAUGUUUGUUUCUUUUGAAUGUUUAAUGCUGUUGGUAGAUGAUGUCCUUUGUUCACUGGUUUAACUUGUUUGUGUUUAUUCUUGGCUAAUUAUGUUUUUGACUGGGCAACAGAAUCAUAUACCUCAAGGAGUUAGGCAACUCUAAUAUUCUUCAGUUGGCAAUAUUCAUUGAAAUCUUUGCCCCAUUGGAUAUCUGAUCAAGUAUUUUUUAAGUCUUUUCUGUCCCAAAAUAGAAGACACUGGACUUUGGUCAAUGCUGAUUAUGAACAAAAAUUAUUAGCAUACCAGCUAUAAAAUUGAUAGAUCCUGAUGUUUUGAUAAGUUACAACCUUUUUGUUGUUGUGCUUAAUUAGUGCCACUUUUUGGCUCAUGUGUUGGCUCUAUUUAUGGAAAAAGAAUAAUUUCUCACAAUGUAAUGUAUGUUGUCAUGGAGAAUAGGUAUUAGAUAAUGUGAAGGCAGUUUUUCUUAUGUGCCUGAUGGUCAUCAGAUUUUAAGUCCAAGAAUACCUUUCUGCAAGAAUGAUCAAUGUGUAGGCAUCAACUAUACUCUGAUCUUCUACCUCCCAAAUAAUUAGUUAUCAUAUGUAUUCAAUGCAGUUAUACUGUAUAUUUCAAAAUCUAUUCCUGAACACUCGUGCACAUUGACAUCAUCUUAGCAUAAUGAAGGUUACAAGUGGUCAAAGUACCCCCUAUAUGUCAUGCAGGAAUUAAGUUCAAAAGGGGACUCCUUCACGCCAUCAGAUGUGGAGAGGGCUCUGUGGAGUUCAGCUGUAGGGAUAAAGUUGCAAUCUUCACACGCUGUUCUGGACAACAAGAUGAAGGGAAGCAACAAAAGAAAGAGAAGACA